Molecule: messenger RNA, 703 nt
Organism: Belonocnema kinseyi
Lineage: Eukaryota; Metazoa; Arthropoda; Insecta; Hymenoptera; Cynipidae
Gene: RNASEK
Product: ribonuclease kappa-B
Exons: 2
Coding region: 127-420 (97 amino acids)
Molecular function (GO): RNA endonuclease activity
Source: RefSeq, a predicted model, not a curated record
AAAUCAUAUGACUGCUCUGGGCGUAUUGUCUGUCAACGUGCCGUACUUUCGGAAAAAAGUGAUUAAUUAAUAGUUUUUCGGGUUAUUUAUCGCGAGAAAAGAGAAAAGUUAUAUCUCUCUGGAAGAAUGAAAGUCUGCGGACCUAAAUACGCUCUUUGUGGCCUGGUAAUUUCAGCAUGGGGUGUUAUUCAGCUCGGGCUGAUGGGAAUAUUCUUCUACUGCAAAAGUGUUGCAUUAGUUGAAGAUCUUCCCCUGGAAGGAAAGACGUUUUCCAGCUCGAAAGAAUUUUUCUUGGCAGCUGACAAAGGUUUCCAGCAAAAUGCCAUUAAUUGCUGGAUCGCAGCAAUCCUCUACAUCAUCACCUUUGGAUUUUCCGGUUAUCAGUUUUAUCUCAACUCACGUUCAUCGCUUAGUGUUUAAUUUUAGGCCCAAAGGGUUAUUCCAGAGCCGGCUUAAUUUAAUGCAAAAAAUCCAUUUAAUUAUGAUUGUGUUCUAAAACAAUUACGUGAGAAUUAUACAUAUGAAAAUCCAUGGAAGAAUUUGAAAGAAAUGAAGAAAUUAGGUUCUAUCAGUCAGUAUUUAGAGUCCUUUAGUUUACAGCUUCAAUCGAUAGUUCUAAUUUACAAUUGCUAUUUCUUUUUCCUUUUAAUCAGAAAUUAAUCAUUUUAAAGACAAUAGAAAUUUUAAACUUAGGUUCCAGUGU